This is a messenger RNA of Solanum stenotomum, 2152 nucleotides long. RefSeq names its product 2-isopropylmalate synthase A-like. Gene Ontology annotation, molecular function: 2-isopropylmalate synthase activity. Lineage: Eukaryota; Viridiplantae; Streptophyta; Magnoliopsida; Solanales; Solanaceae. The record is from RefSeq and is a predicted model, not a curated record. Gene Ontology annotation, biological process: L-leucine biosynthetic process. Gene Ontology annotation, cellular component: chloroplast.
UUUCUCAGAAAAGUAAUGUCUCGUCCUUUCAAUCCAAAAAUGUUCUUCUUCAUCCAAUUUCUAAUAGCAAUAACUUCAAUUUUUCUCAAAAAACAGCACUACUCCACAUUUAUUCGAUGUUCGAUUUCGAAUCGACGACCUGAAUAUAUACCCAGUAAAAUCUCCGACCCAAAAUACGUCCGCAUUUUCGAUACUACUCUUCGUGACGGUGAGCAAUCUCCAGGUGCUACAAUGACUACAAAAGAGAAACUAGACGUAGCUCGUCAACUAGCGAAACUGGGUGUCGAUAUAAUUGAAGCUGGAUUUCCAGCUUCAUCUGAAGCAGAUUUCGAAGCUGUGAAAUUAAUUGCAGAGGAAAUUGGUAAUAAUAGUUAUGAUGAAAAUGGAUAUGUGCCUGUAAUUUGUGGGUUAUCUAGAUGUAAUAAAAGUGAUAUUGAUAAAGCUUGGGGAGCUGUGAAAAAUGCUAAAAAACCUAGGGUUCAUACGUUUAUUGCUACGAGUGAAAUACAUAUGAAGUAUAAAUUGAAGAUGAGUAGAGAACAAGUGGUGGAGAAAGCAACGAGUAUGGUAGCUUAUGCUAGAAGCCUUGGAUGUGAAGAUGUUGAAUUUAGUCCAGAAGAUGCAGGAAGGUCUGAUCGAGAGUUCCUUUAUGAUAUCCUUGGAGAAGUUAUUAAAGCUGGUGCAACAACACUUAACAUACCUGAUACGGUUGGAUACACUGUUCCAAGUGAAUUUGGACAAUUAAUUGCUGACAUAAAAGCCAAUACUCGGGGGAUUGAAAAUGUGAUAAUUUCAACACAUUGCCAGAAUGAUCUUGGGCUUUCUACUGCCAAUACUUUAACUGGAGCUUGUGCAGGUGCAAGACAACUAGAAGUGACCAUUAAUGGCAUUGGUGAAAGAGCUGGAAAUGCUUCUCUGGAGGAGGUUGUAAUGGCCUUAAAAUGUCGCGGAGAGCAAGUAUUAGGCGGCCUCUACACGGGGAUUAACACUCAACAUAUUGUCCCGUCGAGCAAAAUGGUGGAGGAGUACACUGGGCUGCAGGUGCAGCCACAUAAGGCCAUUGUUGGAGCUAAUGCAUUUGCUCAUGAAAGUGGCAUCCAUCAGGAUGGAAUGUUAAAACACAAGGAUACCUAUGAGAUUAUAUCUCCUGAUGAUAUUGGGCUUAGUCGUUCUAAUGAAGCGGGUAUUGUCCUUGGGAAACUCAGUGGUCGCCAUGCAUUGAAAUCCAAAAUGCUUGAGCUUGGAUAUGACAUUGACGGAAAAGAACUAGAGGACCUCUUUUGGCGUUUUAAGUCAGUAGCUGAGAAGAAAAAGAAAAUUACAGAUGAUGACUUAAUAGCACUGACGUCAGAUGAAGUUCUCCAGCCUAAUGUUUAUUGGAAGCUUGGAGAUGUACAGAUUACGUGUGGAAGUCUUGGCCUCUCUACAGCAACUGUGAAGCUUAUAAACACUGAUGGUCAAGAGCAUAUUGCUUGUUCAGUUGGAACAGGACCUGUUGAUGCAGCUUAUAAGGGAGUGGACCUCAUUGUGAAGGUGCCUAUAACGCUCCUUGAAUAUUCCAUGAAUGCAGUCACAGAAGGUAUAGAUGCCAUAGCAUCAACCAGAGUGUCAAUCUGCAGUGAGGAUGGGCAUAAUGUAACGAAUGGUUCAACUGGACAGACUAUUCACCGCACAUUUAGUGGAACUGGAGCAGAUAUGGAUGUUGUUAUCUCAAGUGUCCGAGCAUAUAUUGGUGCAUUGAACAAAAUGUUGAGUUUUGAAAAGCUGGUCUCAAGAUACAGCAAACCUGAAGACAGUGUGGUGGUAUAAAUGGUCCUAUGUUCUAGUUCUCGUCAUUUCUCUUGUCAAUUGUAUAGAAGUAGGGUAGGGUACCUUAUCAACAAAUUACGACUUGCCUGGAAGAAGUGACAACGAUAAAAGGCAAAUUUGAGUCGUCAUGCAUUUUCAUUUUCUUCCAUUCUUCUUCUGCAGGUUGAUGUACAGCUUGUAGUAUUAGAUGUGUCAUCUGUGAAAGUCAUUUAGGCUUUGUGUUGUACCAAUUAAACAGUCACUUAAUGUGGUUUAGCUUUAAAUUUGUUUGUGCUUAAACAAAGCUAUGUUAGGAGCUUCUCUUUGAAGUUAAUUACAGAAACAUCUGAGGUUUCUUUCUGAA